UUCAGUUUAGCCAGAAUAGUUUGACUUAACAAUGCACAAGUACCUUGUAAUUUUUAGAGAUAUUCACAAGGAGUUUUCCGUUCCAGAGCUGUUGUCUGUCUAUUCUCUUGUCAUCAGAAGACAAAAAGAUAUUGUGAAGCCGAAACUACAAGAAGACUUUUUUGCAAAGACUAUCCGUUCAGCCUCUUGCGACUUAGAAACGGACACAAAGAAAAUCCGAGGUGUCUUUUAUUUCGCAAACUUUCAAAGUGAUCAAGAGGCCUUUCUGGUUGGCUCGCGUUGCGUCCUGGUGCGUGCUAUCAUUCGUCUUUGGAGUCAUGCCCGUAGCCAUGAGCUUUGUUUGAAACAGUUACAAAGUUUAGGAAAAGAUGUUUUCAAGGAACUACUCCUAUCUGAGAAGGAGUCUUUCCGUUGCAGACUAUUUUCAUACGGAAGAAAGUACUCGCAGAGUGAGACUGUGAAUAGAAUCAACUUUUAUUCCUCGAUUCUUCAACAGUUUCCUGGGAAAGUCAACUUGCAGAAUUUCAAGCACGAAAUAUGGAUAGUUGAAGACUCGUUUCCCAAGGCUGGCCAUACGAACGAACCCAGUAGAAUUGACAUUCCUAAUCACGUGUAUGCCGGACUUCUCAUUGCAGAAGGGUGCGUCAAACAAGUUCAAAAGUAUACUCUGAAGAAGCGAAACUUUAUCGGAACAACUUCUAUGGACGCGGAAUUAGCUUUUAUCAUGGCGAAUUUUGCUUUGGCAGAUAACUUGAAACUGAUUCUCGACCCUUUUGUUGGAACCGCAAGCAUUCUUAUAUCAUCUGCUGCAUUUGGAGCUGAGACUCUCGGCUCGGAUUUGAGUUUCACCGUUCUUAAAGGCAAAAACAAAGAAGAAAAUAUUGUAUCCAAUUUUCGCCAGUAUAAGUUACAACAGCCAUUGGGUAUCGUCCGAUGUGAUAUUUUACACAAUCCUUGGCGCCAUGAGUCAAUAAUGUCGAGUUUCACAUCCUUCAAGUGUCAUGGGUGGUUGGAUGCAAUCGUUGCCGACUUACCAUACGGAGUAAGGGAAAGUUCGAGGGAAUUUGUUGGCGAGAAACUGCAUUCCAGAUUUGUUUUGAACCAUAUUCCAAAGACCUCACGCGUCGGCUUAGACAAUUUGGUUUCAUCUCUUUUUGACUUUGCAACUUCUUCUUUAGUUGGAGGAGGUCGUUUGGUGUUUUGGCUGCCUUGCACUGACGAAUUUUCUGAACGUGACAAGACUGAAAUAUGCCAUCCGUCCUUUAUAUCUAUUGCUGCAUGUAGACAAAUCCUUACUUGUCGUUUUCAUCGCGUUUUGUUUGUUUUUGAAAGAAAAGCGUGGGAAGAUGAUAAGCUGUAUGACAGUGAUAUGUCUGGCGCAUUUCUUCAUCAAGGGCCGUUUUACAAAGAUUUUGCAGCCAAACUUUUCCGGGAAGAGAAAAGAACUGAAGAUGCUCUUUGGAGGAAAGGUCAAUGGCAUCGUAUAGAAUAAAUGGGAGAGUCAACGACUCGAUCUCAGUCACAUUCGUCUUAUGUUAAUAUCUUGAGUUGAGAACAACUGAGUUUGGAAGUUGUACCAUUUGAUGAACGAAAGACUAGAGGAAUCCUUGAAAUAUGAUGCUUUCAUUAUUUGGUAUACACCAUAAGCAAUUUGCAGAAGCGUCGGCUUGUUUGUACUGUUCGUAUUUUCUUUGACAAGUUUGGCAAAAGACUGCUGUGCAAUAGCUACAAAUUCUAGUGCAAAACUUGCAUAGAUAGCUUUUACAAAAAGCGCAUUGCGCUCGUGCAACCUCGAUACAGUUUCCCUUUUGAGAUUGACAGUGUAGUUCUUCGCCAUUGUGGUUCUCCUUAACCAAAGCGCCGAU
Molecule: messenger RNA, 1865 nt
Organism: Galdieria sulphuraria
Lineage: Eukaryota; Rhodophyta; Bangiophyceae; Galdieriales; Galdieriaceae
Product: methyltransferase/ nucleic acid binding protein
Exons: 1
Coding region: 32-1492 (486 amino acids)
Cellular component (GO): cytoplasm
Source: RefSeq, a predicted model, not a curated record